AACCAUUCGCUAUCUAAUCGCUCUCAUUCCGUUUCGUCCACCGUCACUCUGUUAAUAGAAAAGAACCUAACAAACUCACCUCCACUCCCACAAUAUUAUAUAAACACAACUUGUGUUAUCUCAAUCCUCCUCUUCCUCCCCAAAACAAACAAAGUGAGCAAAGCAGGAACAAAAGCGCGUAGUGAUAGGGCGUGGAGGGACCUAUACGAUAAAAAGUUGAUCGGCAUCUUCAAUCGGGACGAAACAACCUUAAUUACACUGCCCAUCAUCAUAUUGUACUGCCUCGCCAGACUAUACUUCUACAAGUUUGUACUUUGAGUUUCUCAUUGGGAUUGCCGCUCUUCAUUAUUCUCACUCACUCCUCUCAUUUCUGCAGUCUUCUCUUCACUUUUACUCGCAGUACGAUUUGGCGGAAUUCGAGUUGUCUGAACCAUCAGUUUUGUCGGAAUGGGGAAGCCAAGCAGAGACUGGACUCAGAUCUAUUCAAUCUACGGCAUAGAAGAUUGUCAAACACUAAUUUUCCUGUUACUUCACGCUGUUCUGUUCUCUACACUCUCUGUUCUGUUCUUAAUCUACUUCAAUCCGAUCUGCUCUAGUUUCGAAUCUCUCGCCAUCCCCAGCGGCGCGGCGCGUUUCUUAGCCGGCUUCACCGGCUCCUUCACCGCGCUCUCGGCCGUCUGCUUGUUCUUCUCGGCGGGGAAUAUUUUCUACUCCUCCGUGGCGCUGCAGUCCGAAAUGGCGCACCGCAUGAUCUCCGUGGUCAACGACUGGUCAACCGUCAAGCUCGCCCUUGACGUCGGCUGUGGCCGCGGCAUUCUUCUCAAUGCCGUGGCCAAGCAGCUGAAAAAAGAAGGCAGCUCCGGCCGGGUCGUCGGACUCGACCGCCGAAAAACCACCGUCUCCACGCUCCGCACGGCGAAGCUGGAAGGCGUGCAGGAGUACGUGACGUGCCGCGAAGGCGACGCGAGAACGAUGCCGUUUGGAGACAACAGCUUCGAUGUGGUGGUGUCGAGCGUGUUUUUGCAUACGGCGGGGAAGGAGUUCGGGCAGAAGACGGCGGCGGCGGCGGCGGAGAGGAUGAAAGUGGUGGGGGAAGUGGUGAGAGUGUUGAAGGGAGGUGGGGUAGGUGUGGUGUGGGACCUAGUCCAUGUGCCGGAGUAUGUUCAGAGGUUGCAAGAAUUAAACAUGGAAGAUAUUAGAGUGUCCGAACGUGUAACGGCGUUCAUGGUGAGUAGCCACAUCGUUUCGUUUCGCAAGCCAUGUCAACACAUGGUAGGUCCCAAUGAAGUCAGAUUGGAUUGGAGAUUCAAUAAUAUUUGUUGAAUUUCUAUUUUCUAAUCACCAGCCCAGGCCCCUUAUAUAUUAUACUUAUAUCAAACACAAAACUAAAAUACAUAUAUAAUCUUUUUUUUUUAUUUAGAGAGAUCUGGGGAGACGAAGUUGAACCAGUUACGAAUUUGCUGUAUGAAUAUUUGAUGUUGUUCUAGUUACAGUUGUGUUAGAAAUGUAUAUUAUGGUAUUGGUUUAUGAUGUGAUAUUGGCUUUAAA
This is a messenger RNA of Daucus carota subsp. sativus, 1548 nucleotides long. RefSeq lists its product as uncharacterized. The transcript has 2 exons. The record is from RefSeq and is a predicted model, not a curated record. NCBI's taxonomy places the organism in Eukaryota, Viridiplantae, Streptophyta, Magnoliopsida, Apiales, Apiaceae. Gene Ontology annotation, molecular function: S-adenosylmethionine-dependent methyltransferase activity. The coding region runs from base 448 to 1323 and encodes 291 amino acids.